Messenger RNA from Austrofundulus limnaeus, 1796 nucleotides. It is a transcript of the gene slc2a11l, whose product is annotated as solute carrier family 2 member 11, like. Lineage: Eukaryota; Metazoa; Chordata; Actinopteri; Cyprinodontiformes; Rivulidae. Gene Ontology annotation, cellular component: plasma membrane. Gene Ontology annotation, biological process: dehydroascorbic acid transport. Gene Ontology annotation, molecular function: D-glucose transmembrane transporter activity. The transcript has 12 exons. Bases 194 to 1687 code for a protein of 497 amino acids. The record is from RefSeq and is a predicted model, not a curated record.
CACACACACACACACACACACACACACAAGCAAAUCUUUAAUGAAUACAGAGUCAGAGGAUUUAUGCUUUGUCACUCUGCUUCACAUUUCUUCUCUGGCUGGAAUACAAAGUUAAUAAUUUCAGAGCUUGGUUAUAAAUACGGUCUGUGCUGCAACAACGAGAAGAAUCCCCGCAAGAGAACCCACUCCAGCGAUGACACAACAGUUAGGUCUUUUGCUGGACCAUCCUGUUGUUAUUGCAGCCAUUUUUAUCACAGCUGUCGGUGGGACGUUUCAGUAUGGAUUCUGUAUUUCUGUCAUGACGUCCCCUUCUGCUUUCAUAAAGGAGCUGGUGAAUGAAACCUGUGUGCACAGAUACAAUCUCUCCUCAGAGCAAUGGCAGGUCAGUCUCAUCUGGUCCUUCACUGUCUCCAUUUUCUGUGUUGGGGGGGUACUGGGGUCACUGGCGGCUGGUUUCCUCACCACUAAAUUUGGCAGAAAGAAGUGUCUUUUGUUGAACAACGUUGUGACUGUAAUCGGAGCCAUUUUGAUGCUUCUGAGCCGGACCGCCAUGUCCUUUGAGAUGAUAAUGGUGGGAAGAUUUCUUUACGGGAUCAACGCAGGAGUUGGUCUCUCAGCUCAUACAAUGUAUCUUAAUGAAUGUACCCCCAAGAAGCUGUGGGCGAUGGUGGGCGUGAGUGUGUCGACCUUCGUGUCUUUGGGGAAGUUCUGCGGCCAGCUGCUGGGAAUCCGAGAGCUCCUCGGCACAGAGCAGAACUGGACCUGGCUGCUCGGUUUCAACGGUUUCACCGCCCUCUUCCAGAUCCUCACUCUACCCUUCCUGCCGGAAUCGCCAAGAUUCCUGUUGCUGGAAGCGGGAGAUUUCCAGGCCGCUGAAAAAGCUUUUAAGAGAUUCUGGGGCAAACAAGACUACCGUAAGGAGGUAGAGGAGAUACUGAAGGAGAAAGCGGCUCUGCAGAACAUCCGCAGCCAGUCAGUGCUGGAGCUUCUUCAGAACCGAACACUUCGCUGGCAGCUCCUCACCAUGGUGGCUGUCUUCUCUACACUGCAGCUGUGUGGCAUCAACGCUGUGUACUUUUAUUCGUUUGAUGUUCUUCGGGCCGCAGGAAUCCCAGAACACAAGUUAGCCUACGCUGCCUUGGGAACAGGCCUGUGUGAACUUUGCACCUCUGCAACCUGUUUCAUGAUUACUGGGAGCGCAGGCAGGAAGGUCCUGAUGUUCAGAGGCUACAUGGCCAUGUCUGCAGCUCUGGCUCUCCUCACCGCCACCGUCUACCUGCAGAGUCAGUUCUCGUGGAUGCCGUACUGCAGCAUGGUUCUCAUCUUCCUCUUCAUUCUCUGUUUUAUAAUUGGACCAGGCACGAUGACAAUGGUUCUUCCAGGAGAAAUCUUCCCUCAGUCGUUUAAAUCAGCUGCAUACACGCUGGGCUGCACCAUCAACUGGCUCAGCCUUUUUGUGAUGGGGAUGGUCUUUCCCAUCUUAGUGGAGAAGCUGGAAAGUUUUUGCUUCCUUGUAUUCCUGGCUGCGUGCCUCCUCUGCGGCCUGUACAUCAGGUUCAACGUGCCAGAGACCAAAAACCGAACAGCGCUGGAGAUAGCCACAGAGUUCGACAGGAUGCAUCGAAAAGUUGGACAGUCGACUGAAGGAGAAGUCUGCGAAGUCAAAACACAAGAGUCCAAGCUCUGAUUAGGCCGAAACUUUUAAAACGACACAAUUUUCAACAUCAUGUGAUCUGAUUCUCAAAAUAAACAAAACAAAGAAAACAAAAACAAUUCUUAGCAUUUCAAUGAAGGAA